AUGGCUGAUUUGAAUCCUGCACUUGAAGAGCAUCGAACUACAACAAAUGGUGAAUCAUUGGAUAUUGCAAAACAAAAAAAUCAGUCUGAAGACCAACCACCACCAUUUUGGUCAAUAUCGGGUCUUCGUACUCGUUGGGCUGAUGCGCAGUUUCGCAAAAUGCUGUGGAAUAUCUUUCUACUAUCAUGGUCAUGGAGUCUCGGUGAAGGUGUAUUUUUCAUUCAAAUAAGUACAACUACGCUGGCUGCCACGAACUUUGCAAAUUGGUAUUUGGCGACGAUUCCAAUUGGUUUUAUGCUUUUGGUAGGCACUAUAUGGUCGGUAUUUUUGCCGCGUGUUGUGGCACGAAUUGGGUAUCGGCCACCACUUUAUUUAGGUGCCUUGAUGGGAAUGACUGGAGCAGGAAUUUGCAUUGUGGCCACGUGGUAUAGACUCUACUGGCUGUUGGUAAUUGGAGCUGGAUUUUUAGGUGGACAAGUACCAUGUACCUUAUACUAUCGUCUCGUAGCAUUGCAGUUUUCGACACCACAAUUUGCCUCGAAAGCAAUUGCAAUGGUUGUUGCUGGUGGUUGUCUUUCUGCUGUUAUCGGACCAGAGAUCGCCAAAUAUACGGUCAAUGCAUUAUCAAAACCUUUUAGUGGUGCUUAUUUAACAACAUUGUGUGAGUGUACGUUACUCUUAUUUACUAUGACAAUGAUUCAAUUUACUGAGAUAAAGAAUGCUGACUACAGACCAGUAUCAACUUCUUCAACACGGACUGCAAAUGGAAUUAAUAAGAACGGUCGUUCAAUAUAUGUCAUAGCGACUCAACGAACAUUUCUCGUUGCCGCUCUUGGUGGAUUUGUAUCGUGGUCAGCAAUGGCCAUUCAAAUGUCAGCGACUCCAUUGGCAAUGACUGCUGCCGGAUACGAUUUUGUUCAAGUGACAACAGCUGUUGAGUAUCAUCUUUUGGGCAUGUUUGUACCAUCAUUUAUUAGUGGAAAUCUAUGUAGUUGGUUUGGAAGUCGAUUGAUUAUGCUUACUGGAGUGAUUAUUCAAUUAACAGGAACUCUGCUGUUUCAACGAGGCUUUGAAGUUUCCCAUUUUAAUUUAGGUCUGAUUAUUAUUGGUGUUGGAUGGAAUUUGGGCUAUGUGGGAGCGUCGACACUAUUGACACAGUCUCAUCGAUCUGAGGAGAAACCAAAAACACAUUCAUUAACAAUGCAAUUACUUCAAAAUGAAAUUGAAAAACGUACAAAAACAAAUCAAUCAUCUUCAUCUUCAUCCAAUUCAUCAUCUUGUACACCAGUUAUGAUGUUCCUCUUAACAUCCUCAUCAAAACAAACGACAACAACAGAAAAAAGAAAACAAAACCUUUUGUCUUCAUGUUUCGAUAAUCCUCGAUCAUCAACAUCCACUGUUGAUGAAUUUGCUUUAUGA
Rotaria sordida is the source of this 1419-nucleotide messenger RNA. NCBI's taxonomy places the organism in Eukaryota, Metazoa, Rotifera, Eurotatoria, Philodinida, Philodinidae. The record is from the annotation of a GenBank genome assembly.